Thamnophis elegans (Western terrestrial garter snake) is the source of this 5890-nucleotide messenger RNA. It is a transcript of the gene FAM169A, whose product is annotated as family with sequence similarity 169 member A. The transcript is spliced from 12 exons. The record is from RefSeq and is a predicted model, not a curated record. Bases 1 to 1962 code for a protein of 653 amino acids. Lineage: Eukaryota; Metazoa; Chordata; Lepidosauria; Squamata; Natricidae.
AUGGCCUUCCCUGUGGAUCUCCUGGAUAACUACAGUCAUGAAGAUCUGGAGAGUUCUGGAGAGGAUUAUCUAUCUGAACUUAGAUGUGGAGAUCCAGAAAAUCCAGAAUAUCUCUCUCUUGUUGAUAAUAUCAAGAUUCCAAUUUGUUUGUCAACUGUAGGCUUUGUCCCCCUUUACGGCGGAGAAGAAAGACACAAAGUCCUUGCUUUAUUUGCACCAGAGGAUUCACUUGCAGCUGUUGCCUUGUUUCUGGCUGAUCAAUGGUGGACUAUCGAUGAUAUUUUGAGAACAUCAUCUCCUUCUAGAGAAGGACUCCUACGGGCGAAAUCAAUUGGGGAGAGAGUGGUCCUUUAUGUGCUCAACAGAAUAAUUUAUCGUAAACAAGAAAUUGAGAAAAACGAGGUCCCGUUCCUUUGCCAUGGUAGCCAUGAUUAUGCAAAAAUUCUGUGGAAGAAAGGAAUGGCUAUUGGUUUUUAUUCUAUUAAACUGCCAGGGAGCAUUUGUAGUGCCUUUCUUACUCAGAGCUACCAGCUUCCUGUUCUGGACACAAUGUUUGUGAGGAAGAAACAUCAAAGUAAGGACUUUGGCCUUCUGAUGCUGGAAGAUUUUGUGGAUUCUUUCACUGAAGAUGCCCUUGGUUUGCGUUUCCCUCUGACAUCUUUCAUGCGAACUGCUUGCCAGAAGUACUUUGAAAGGUAUCCAGGGGAUCGUGACCUUCUGUGGGAAAUUGAAGGCAUAGGCCACUGGCACCAGCGAACACCUAUUGCUACUGUUUUGCAGAGAGAAAGUUUACAACUCAAAGAAGCCUUGCAAAUAGAAGCGAACACUUCCCAGAAUGAGGAACGGUUUCUGCACUCUUCCACAGAUAACAGCCCAUCGCAUGAACAGGCAGUUGACCCCAGUGAAGCACACUUAAGUGUUGAUGUCCAUACAAAUAAAGAUGGCUUUGAUGUAUACGAAGGUACCUCUGAAGAACUUGUUCCUACUCGAUCACGAAGCAAUCAUCUGAAACGUCCAAAGUUGGGGAAAAGAAUGCAAGAACCCGAAGUUUCUGAAACUGAAGAUGUAAAUACUUCUCAAACAUCAGGAAACAGAUUGGAUCCUAGUACUCAUGUAUCUGAACAUUCAGAAGAAUUGAUAGAUGAGAUGGAAGAAAAAGUAAUGGACAGGGAGCAGGAAAAGUUAGUGGAGAAUUCAAAACAAUCAGUCCAAGAAACACUCCAGCAGUGUAUUCCAUCAGAGAAGCAAGAUGAUAGAGAGGAAACAGAUAUAGAGCCAAUUAAUGGGGAGAUAAUGGAAAAUGCUAUCAAGGUAUCAAUAGUGACUGAAGGAUCAACAACAAAUGAAGUUCUGGAUGGGGAGUCAAAGUUACAAUCAGACAGUUCAGAAGAAACAACUUUAACUCUACUUGUCCCACUAAUCCUUGAUUCUUCAGGGAAAUCCACUGAAGACAGUGAUGACAAUAUUUCAGAUAAGGUAGAGAAUUUCGCAGAUUCUGAGCUGCCAGCAGAAGAGGAGCAGGUUACACAAAGGAAAAGAGGAAAUGCCGAUCCUGUUUCAGCAGCAGAAAAAGAAUCUUCUAAUAACGGUCUUUCAAACUCAGUAGCAGGUGAAGCUCCAGAAGAUGCCAUUUCUGAAAAUGUCUCUCCCAACACAACCUCUUCCUUGGAAGAGCAAAGCGAAGAGGGCGGAUCGGACUCACCAGAAGCCCCCAUUAAUCUGGGUCAGGGGGCUCUGAUGAUGGUGGAAUUGGAGGACAUCUCUUACCAACAACAUUCUGAGGGACAAAAGAACCAAAUGGAUGAACAGUCUGAAGAGUCAGCUGAACGAGUGUCUGAGAGAGCUGCUGACAGCAGUUCAGAAGAAGCAGAAAUUGAGGUGCCUGUAGUAGACAGGCGGACCUUACGAAGAAAGGCUAAAGGAUACAAAGGCCCACCUAAGAAAAAAGGAAAACUAAUUUGAACAGAAUUGUGGUCAAUCUAAGUGGGAAUGAUUGCUAUUUUCAUUGUGUUACUUUCUUCACAGAAAAAGCUGUAAAAUUACACACCACUUUAGGAUACACAUGUGUUUAAAUACUGGAAUCAUUCCCAGUUUUUUAUAGUCUGUUACUUAUUUUGUUGUUUAACCACUACAUAAAAGGAACCGAAUUGACAUGGAAGUAAAUGUCUACUUUUGCUAAACAAUAAUCAUAAAGACACCAGAAGUUAAAAUGGGGACGGUAACUAUAAACCAUUUAUUUUGGAGAUGUUGAAAGUCCAAACAGAUGCAAUUGUAUUGUUAAGCUGCCUCAGGUGGUUAUUUGAACUUCCUCGUGUACAAUAACACAUAAUUUGUGAGGUGUCAGGCAUUUUCUUCAUCCUGAAAUGGUUACGGUAAUUGCACACCUUGAUGCUUUUUCAAGCUUAUCAGGGAUAGGUAUAUAUAAUUACAGUUUUCCCCCCCAAAUCCUUUUACUGUUAUUUUGUAGUAAAUUUACAAGCCUGUUUUAAACAGAAAUAUAAAAUACUUGAUAUUAUUUGUGCUAGUUUAAAAUACCCUUCAACUUUUCUAUGGAUACUAUUUACCCACGUUAAAAAAAAACCAAGAUUAUAUGAUCCUAGCUAAACCUGAAUCUUAAAAUUUGUAUUGAAGUACUCCUGAUUAUUUUGCCAGUGAAUAAACCUAAUAUAUACAUAGUAAAGUGAACUCUUUCAGAGUAAUUGUAGAUUAGACCAUCAUAAAAACUUACGGUUAUCGUUUUCAAAGUAUUAGCAGUUGGACAGAUUCAGUUGUUGGUUUGACGCAUAUUCAGUCUUUAGUUUCAGUAUAUGCUAGUAAAAAUAUUCAUUUGAAAAUAUGUCAAAGUGUUCAUUUUACUCUCUUCAGAAUUGGUCUGCUGUGACUCCUAGCUGUAUAAGUUCUCAGGCUUCUCAGUAAUAGAUCAGCUGAUUGCUUUUUUAAAAAAAUAACUCAUCUUGACGUAGAGAUGCUGGGUUUUUGUUUUUAUUUUAAAGGGUGUCAUGAGAAGUUUUGGCUUUGAGGUUUAUGGAAUUGCCACGUUGUUUGGAUUUUCAGCAAGAUACACAUUUUUUUACCAGUGUACAUUUUGUAUAUCAUGUAUUAGAAUUUGUGCAGAAAUCUUGGUUCUAAUUUAAACACUUUCUAUGAAGCGCAUAAAGAAGCUUGUAUCUUGUACUCCCCCCCCUUUUUUGGGGGGGGGAUAAAAUAAGACAUUUUGACAAUUUAAGAUUAGGGCAGUUUUUUUGCUACUUAGUGCUGAGUUUUUCGAGAUGGACAAGGUUAGAUAACAGUUUUUGAAAGGAACCAUAGCUAUGUUAGUUGUAUUGAGGCAGAUAAGGGGCCAAGGGGCUUGAUAAUUCUCUUCUGUAAAACAAAACAAUAUUUUGUGAAGUGGUUAAGUGUGUAUUUCUAUUAUGGCUUCUGGAUUGAUGGUGAUUUAAUACUAUACUAAAUGUGUUUUAAAUCAGUGUUUUUCCCAAAUCAUAAAUUUGACUUGUACAUUUAAAUAUAAAAAUAUUCUCAAUCUGUAAAUUCAAUUGGGUCUAUAUAACAUUUAAUUGCAAAGUUACUUCUUUCAUGAGAGCUGACCUUAACUUUUUUAGGAUAUUCAGUUAUAAAAUCUUAAGGAAAGGUCAUUUUGACAUCUGUGGUCACCCCAGAAAAUUUUUUCAUUGUUUUGUCUAUAAACCAAAAGAUAUUUUCCCUUGUAUGCACAAGUAAAAAAAACUUUCUGCAGAAAGCAACCGACUAGCUGAAAUUAUUCAAAAAUCUCUCUUGGAACACAUUUUGUUUAUAAAAAUGUGCAAUGCCCGUGGCAAGGUCUGGAAGAAUUAAAUUCAAUUCUGAUUUGUUAUGAUAGCAAAUAUUUAUAUGUAUUAUGUAACAAAAACUUGUCCCCCCCCCCACUGGAAUUAAGUAACCUUGCUUCAGUAAUAUGCUAUUGGUGUCUUAUCAACUAUCGUCUUGUAACUUUUUUACAUUGCAGCAGUUAUUGAAGUAAAACACUUAAAUUAUGCUGAGAAAUUAGUUAAAAACAAAUUUGUAAAGCGAAAUUAAAAUGUGCAGCUUCACAAAGGAACAUGUUCUCAAAAGGAUUAUUAUAUUGUUUAGCUUAAAUAGGUGAAAAUGAUUAUUGGGCCUGCAAAGAACAAAAGACCUGGUUUUGAAAAAAGUUCAUAGCAGAAGUGAAAAAGAUACUGUACAAAAUUAAAAAGCAGUAUUAUUCAUCUGUUUUUAGUUUUAUAAAGUAGUGUGUGAACUCAACUUUGUUUUUAACUGUAGUUUUCUAGGAUCUCAUCAUUUAUUCAGGUUCUUACUGCUUCCAGUGUCGAGGUGUAUUUUACAUUUCAUGCACAUAUUAUUUUCAGGUAUGAUUUCAUGAACUGUUUUACUGUACCUAUUGCAUGAAGUAUGUAGAAAUCUCUUCUACAUAAAUUUAAUAAAAUGUUUACCUUUUAGCUCAAUAGAAAUGUUGUGGUUUAUUUUUGUUUAUGCACAUCACUUAGUCAUGAAAUUGUAAUGCAGUGUAAACUUGCAGUACCACAUUCAUUUUUCAUCAUCAUUACAGCCUCUGCUUUUAAGGAAAUUAUCUGAAGAGUAGUAUUGUUGCAGGGUCAAAUGUGGGUCGGUCACUGGGACCAGAGGUUUUUCUUGAAAUGGGUUCCAAACCUCUGGUCCUAGUGACUGAUCUUCAUUGGAUCCUGCAACAUUAACCUGGGACACACGUGCUUGCCUUCAUUCAUGAGUUGUAUUGUUGAUAAAACAUUUUAAUACAAUUCUUUCUUAAAUUAAUAUGUUGUUUCUCCCUUAUACUGUGUAUUGUUUCUAAUUGGUUAAACUUACAUUUGUAAUUUUCUUAUAGUACUUACUAGCUUGAAAAAUUCCUUUCUUUAGUCAGGAUGGAUGAGCAUUUAUCCAGACAUCCAUGGCCCAAUAUAACUUGAUGGAACCUAACUAGACAUGGUAGGUCAAUAGAAAAAGAGAUCAGUGAUAAGAUUUUUACAUUGUAGCUGGGAAAUCUGAUCCCUUAGGUUCAAUAAAAACUUUGCUCCACCAAGUUUUGAAUGACUGAGAUAUUAUAUGCAGCAAAAGUCUACCCAUAAUACAACAUUUGAAAUGUGUGGCAAGUAGAAAAGCAGUAGAAAAGAGAACCCUAGUCUCUUGAUCACAAAAUGUAAUUAAUAUAAUGUAAUGUGUUGUUAUACAUACUGGGCAUGAAAAAGGGUUAAGAUUGGUUGCAGUAACAUUACUGGUAGAAAUGCAGUUCAAUAAUUGGCCUACUAAUCUGUGUUAUUAAUAUUCCAGGCUUUUGAUCUUAACCUAUCCAAUCUUGAGUAGGUCAACCCUCCUUGUAUUCUGAAGAUUUGGGAAACUGCAACGGUGAUAGGAUUACACUAAUCCCAGAUUACAGAGGAAAGGGCAAUAAGAUAACCACAUUUGCUCUUGGAGGGAGUUCUGAUUCUACAUUGAUAGCAGCAAACAUAGUAACUUCAGAGCUUCAUUAACAUUUGACUAUAUAUAAGAAAAAAACACUUCAACUAAAAAUCUUAGAAUGUGAAGAUGGUAUGCACUAGGGGCUAAUACAGGAAAUGUUUUAAUAUAAAAUGAGGUUACAGUUCAGUCACCCACACAUUCCCAGGUUAAGAAUUUUUUGCAUGCCUUGAUAAUUUUCACUGAAACUAAUGAUCUCCAAUAUACUAUGAAUAUGCUUUCUCACUACAAAGAUGCUCCUUGAUAUUUAGCAAGCUGGAAUAUUCUUAAAUUUCAACUUGUGUUCUAUGUAUGUGAAAUCUGGCACAGAAAAUUAGUUUCGGCUAUUACUUGUCCAUACGUACCCUCCUUUCUUAAUACUGGAAAAACUGACAGUAAAGGAUGUUACUAUAUGCAAGAA